UUUUCUAUGAGCCUUUAUUUUUAUUCUAACUCGCCGGAGUUAAGAGAUCUAAAAUUAUAGGGUUUGGUUGUCCCCAUAUCGCACAUCCAGCGAUCGAGCAAGCGCCGCCGCCGGCCAUGUACCGCUUUGCCCCCCGCCUUCUGAUCCGCGGCAUCGCCGGAGGGAGCCGUCGCAGCGCAGCCCCGGCCCGUCCAUUCUCCACUGAUCUCCCCGCAGCACCGACGGAGGACGCGACGUUCGUGGAGGCAUGGCGGAAGGUAGCCCCCAACGUCGACCCCCCCAAGACCCCCUUGGCCUUCAUGAAGCCUCGCCCUUCCACGCCUGCUUCUAUCCCCACCAAGCUCACCGUCAAUUUCGUCCUCCCCUACCAAUCCGAGAUUGCAAAUAAGGAGGUUGAUAUGGUCAUCGUUCCAGCAACAACAGGGCAAAUGGGUGUUUUGCCUGGACAUGUAGCUACCAUUGCUGAGCUGAAGCCGGGUGUGCUAUCUGUGCACGAAGGAAAUGAUGUUACCAAGUAUUUCGUUAGCAGUGGGUUCGCAUUCAUACAUGCAAACUCUGUUACGGACAUAAUCACCGUCGAGGCUGCACCUAUCGACCAUAUUGAUCCAACUCUAGUCCAACAGGGCCUUGCUGACUUCACACAGAAGCUUAACUCGGCCACGACAGACUUGGAAAAGGCUGAAGCACAGAUUGGUGUGGAUGUUCACAGCGCACUAAAUGCCGCACUAUCUGGUUGACGCAAUCCUCCUGAACACAGUUGUUCAAGUGCAAGAUAAGUUAUCAAUUCCCAGCUUGAGAUGGACGACGGGAAUAUUCAAUAAAAUUAUAGUUUCAGCUGCAAUCACAUUGUACUCCGGCAAGUUCUGUGAUUCUGCUGUACACAACUCUGGAACCUUUGAUAUUUUUUCCUGCUAGUUUUUUUUUUAGCUAUUGCACUGUGUUUUCAAUAACACACAUUUCUUGUGUUUGACUCCUUUGGUUUAUUUGUUACAAGCUUUCGAUGAAUUAAUCGACUUUUGAUAUUUGCAGGGAAUUUAGUAUGA
Messenger RNA from Zingiber officinale, 1043 nucleotides. RefSeq names its product ATP synthase subunit delta', mitochondrial-like. The coding region runs from base 117 to 737 and encodes 206 amino acids. The record is from RefSeq and is a predicted model, not a curated record. Gene Ontology annotation, molecular function: proton-transporting ATP synthase activity, rotational mechanism. Gene Ontology annotation, biological process: proton motive force-driven ATP synthesis. The transcript is spliced from 2 exons. Lineage: Eukaryota; Viridiplantae; Streptophyta; Magnoliopsida; Zingiberales; Zingiberaceae.